AAAUCCGGAGGCAGAACCCAGAUCCGAUGACAAAUGUAACAACCGAAACCCAUCAGCCGCCCUGAGGAAGAAGAAGAAAGUCUCCCGGAGGUCAACCCCCCACCACCACCCCCCCGAUUUAUUAUUAUUUACUUUUGGUUUAAUUUUGAACACCCUCCGCUCGAGAGAACGUGGUUUCUUUUGCGACGCUUGCAAUACUUUGUGGCAAAAGUCUUGCAUCGUUCCAAAAGAGAGCAGCACGUGGAGCGACGAUCACGGCCGUAAAAUACCCAAAUCCGUGGCCACCAAGCUGCAGCGUCUCAAGGCCAAGGCGUCUGCGAGCCAGCACUACGGCGGCAGCUAUCGGAAGUCAUCGUCAUCGUCGUCGGCUAUCGGGAGUCACCACAACCACAGCGAGGGCGGCGACAGGAGUUCUCAGUCCUCUUCCGCUGCCAUCCACGCUGGGCACAACCAUCAACGCGGUGGCGCUGCCGAGGAGUCCCACUUUGCUCUGGCGGACGUGGCCGAGAAGUCAUAUCAAAGCACCAUCAGCCACAACAACAACAACAACAACAACAAUUAUCAAAAGUCAAACCACACCAGUGCCAAUUACAACCAAUCCAAUUAUAAUAACCACCCACAAAGCGCCACCACCAACCUGCCUUAUCAGCCCAAAAGCAAAAUCAACACGAUGAUGAUGACCAAACAGAAGAAUUCGCUGGCCGAGCGCCUCAAUAUCGGCGAGGAGGUGCGGGAACUGAAGCUGGGCGCAUCCUUCAACCCGAAGAACACCUCGACCGCCUUCCACACCAUCAAAUAUGACUUCAAGCCAGCGAGCGUGGACACCAGCCGCAUGGCCUCUGUGGACGUGGGUUCCAACAAUCAAGUUACUGUUAUCGUGCCAAAUUCAGAAAGUUCCGGUGUGCCUCAUACAGUUUAUAAGGGUAAUCAGAGGGAGUAUGCGAAGGAGUGUUUAAUGAUCUACGACAAGGAGACGGGCGCUAUCACAAUAGAGAAGCUGAAUCACAACAUUCAAGUGAAAAAGACAAGGAGCGAAGUCACCAACAAGCCAGCCCUACCCCCAGUUCAGAAUGUGCCCGUGCAAAUGGCCCAGAGUCAGGUCCACAGCCAGGGCACAAACGGAGCUGGAGCGCCACCAAUAUCAGCUCCUGGGCACGGAUCCGGAUCGGCACCCAAAAUGGAGAACAGCACCAUGCGAAUCUCAUCGAAGACAAAGGUUUCUACGGGCAGCCGACGAAAUAAUAUAAUUGACUUCAAGCCGCGCAAUUCGCCCAUGCAGCAGAGCUCACCAUCGCGUCCAGUGCCAGUCCAUCGCAGCCCACAAUCUGCGCCAGCUUGGGAUGCCAAUAAUGCACAGCAGACGUUGCCCAGCAUUCCCAUGAUCACCGACGACGAUGACUUUGGGUUGAGGGCGGCGCUCCACAGCAGCGGCCAGGCGAAUACCUCAGGCUCCUCCACUGGCUCGGCGGCGGGGCAGCCGGACUUUGGAUCCACGUCCUCGUCCUCGCACAUGGGUAAGCAGCGGCAGGCUCCCCAGCACGGCCAUGGCAAGCGCCAGCAGAUGCACCAGCGCGCAAGUCCACCCAUGGCCCAACAGCAGCAGCAGCACCACCAGCAGCCAUCGAACUAUGGACGUGGUUACAACGGCGGCCAUAACCACGCACAACAGCAGCAACAACGGCACUCGCCGCAGCAGCAUCACCAGCCUCGCCCUUCGGCUUAUGGCCACGGCAAUAGCAUGCCCAUGGACUUGGACUCGGCCAGGGAGCAAGAACUGACCACGCAGUCCGUGGAGCAAGCGGCUGCCGCGUUGGAACAGCAAAUUGGCGGCGCAUUAAGUGCCUCGAGCUCCAGUUCCGAGUCGGAUUCCAGCGACAGUGACAGUGGCAGUGACUCCGAUGACAGCACCGAGGAUGAUCGUCCCAUGGAACGGCCGCAGCAGGUACAGGAGCAACAUCAUCAACAGCAGCAGCAGCAGUCGCAGAUGUACCAGAAUCAUCACCACCAACAACAGCAGUUGUCCCAGCAGCAUCUGAAUCAGUUGCCCAAUUUGGGCCUGGGCUCCAUAUCACCAGCCUAUGGCAACAAUCAUCACCAGCAGCAGCCGCAUCAUCAUCAGCAGCAGCAGCAGCAGAAGCAACAGUCCGGCAUUUAUGCGUCCAACGGUGGCUUUCCAAACGACUUGCUACAAAACGAUCUACAAUUGUCGUCAAAUUCGUCCGACGAUGAUGAUUAGCUGUUUUAGGUUUGAUCUUUUUGCCUUCUUUUGACAAAACCAACGACAACAAUUAUUGAUAUUCUGUCUAUAUGCGUGUAAUUAAUUUGUAAUUAAUGAGGGGUGAUUUUACUUGCUAGUGAAAUUUUUAUAAAUAAAUUCUUAGUUCUACAACACGAUAUACACAAACAUAUAUACUAAUUAACUUUAAUCAAUAAUUUUAGACCUUCCAAAUGUGCUGGUAAACAUUUAAUUAAAAUCAGAAAAGUAAAAUCAAAUCAAAACACACAAAUCACAACAUAAACCUAUCUUUGUCAAUGCAUAUUAGUUUUAAAUAAGAAAUUAAAGAUUAUGUAAACUUGUUGGAAGUCCUAAAGCAGAUCGCACGCAAAUUUAUACAUACACAUAUACCAACAUUAACCAAUAGAAGAAUCGAACGAAGUAGACGACGCAACUACGGAAAUUAUUUAGUUUUUAAUAAGCAUGCAGUACAUCUUGAAAAAUAAUUUUAAGUUUCCACGCGGAUUUUUGCCAUUAAUUACGCAUUUUAAUCAUUUAAAGCGAAAAAGAAAAUUUUUAAAAUUGUAUUUGCAAGUUUUAUUUUGCUUUCCUUUAUUUCGCUCACCUUUUUUAGUCUAGCUUAAUUUUAUUGUUGGCGACUUUUUAAUAUUUUCAAAAAUAAAAAUAAAUGUUCGUUUUUGAUUAAUUUGUUAGCUAUAUUUAUCACGAAUGUAUUUUAGCCUCAUAUCUUUAUUAGUUACAUAUUUGUGCGGUAGGAAGACAUUUGUGUUUUUAGCUCAUGUUUUAUUUGAAUUUAUUUGUAGAUCUUUAAUUAAUUUUUAAUAUAUAUUAUUACGAUUUUGUUAUGAGCUUGCAAUAGUUAAAAGCAACGAAAGAAAAUAAAUGUGAAUCGAAAGAAC
Messenger RNA from Drosophila subpulchrella, 3135 nucleotides. RefSeq names its product ell-associated factor Eaf (gene Eaf). Gene Ontology annotation, cellular component: super elongation complex. The transcript is spliced from 7 exons. NCBI's taxonomy places the organism in Eukaryota, Metazoa, Arthropoda, Insecta, Diptera, Drosophilidae. The coding region runs from base 671 to 2236 and encodes 521 amino acids. Gene Ontology annotation, molecular function: transcription elongation factor activity. The record is from RefSeq and is a predicted model, not a curated record. Gene Ontology annotation, biological process: positive regulation of DNA-templated transcription; regulation of transcription elongation by RNA polymerase II.